CUGUCAGUCUCAUUGAAGAUUAGAUAACAACACGCUUUGCAAGAUCAACUUUGAAAGUUGUAGAACCCAUUUUCUGCCUCUUAUCCCCAACAACAUAAAAAAUAAAACAGAGCACAACAAACUCUCUGUUUGUUUUUCUGGUACCUAAAAAACGACACAGUAUCAUAGACUCUCUGAACCUAGGGUUAGGGUUUGUUUUUAUUUUUUUUUUCCAAAUCCUUCAAUCAAAUUGUCUCAAAUGCGAGAUCUCCAAGAAUCACUCACAGUCUCUGCGCUCCCAAACCUACCAAUCACAGCAGCUUCAUCGCCAAUUUCUCCAAGGUUCUACGACUGGCUCUUCGAGUGCCAUGGGUUCUGGCACAACGUGGCUCUCAUUGUUCCGAACCUUCUCUUCAUCCUCUACUUGUCGUUUCAAGCAAAGAAGAGCUUCUCCAAGCUCACUCAAGGCCGCUCUUAUGUGAUCAUCGCUUACUACGCCUGCCUCUGGCUUGCUAGCUUGCUCAAUUUGUUCUGGUGCUCUUUUCAGGCAUGGGAGUGCACUCCUGGAAAAGAACUAGUUUGGAAUCUCUUAUCUUUGUUUACAACAUCUGGAAUGCUAUUUUUGGAAGUAAGUUUGGUGGCUUUUUUGUUCCAAGGAAAUCACGUGAGUGGAUUAGAAGCUUUGACAAAGACGUUUGUGGUCUCAGGGCUUGUCAUUGGUUUAGAUUUACUUCUAAAGGCGAUUUAUAUGUUCGGAUUUGGGAUCCCAUUAUUCAUUGACAGCGAUGAUCAUACACAUCCAUUGAAGUGGAACUUGUGGGUUAUUCAUAGGCUGGUGCUGACUGCAGUUUAUGGCUUCAUACUGUUCAUGUACCAUUCCAAAUGGAGAGAAAGAUUACCUGCAAGACCUGCAUUCUACAACUAUAUUGCUGUCAUGUUCUCGAUGAAUGCUCUUGCAUUAUUAGCUUGUGCACUUACUGGAAGUGGGGCUGGUUUUGGGUUCUGGUUGUAUGGCGCAACCAUUGUUUGCUACCAUGCCUUCUAUCUUCCUCUUCUAUAUGUAACAUUCCUUGCAGACUUCUUCCAGGAGGAAGAUUUACAUUUAGAGAAUGUAUACUACUCGGAGAUGAAAGAUGCUGGUUUCUUUGAUGGUGACUGGGAGUGAUAUGGUUACUUCUGAAUCAAAAUAUGAUCUUGUGAUCAUACUCUGUAAAUGAAAGUAAAUAUGUACCAGAAUUGCAAACUGUUGAGAUGUAAGGGAUGCUUAUAAUGUUUGUAUGGUUUCUUAUCUUUUUCUCAUUUCACUUCUUUUGCAAAUGUUGCUUCCCUAUUCAAAAGGCUAAUAGUAUGAAGUGUACCUUGUCUACA
Quercus lobata is the source of this 1347-nucleotide messenger RNA. RefSeq names its product Protein of unknown function, transmembrane-40 (gene CAND2). Gene Ontology annotation, biological process: G protein-coupled receptor signaling pathway. Gene Ontology annotation, molecular function: G protein-coupled receptor activity. Gene Ontology annotation, cellular component: plasma membrane. The record is from RefSeq and is a predicted model, not a curated record. NCBI's taxonomy places the organism in Eukaryota, Viridiplantae, Streptophyta, Magnoliopsida, Fagales, Fagaceae. The coding region runs from base 239 to 1144 and encodes 301 amino acids. The transcript has 6 exons.